CAUCAUUUUUUGCUGCUGGCAAAAUACUGGUGUGCCGGUGACAGUACAGUAAGAAUGUUAAGAAACUGACUUUACCGUCAAAAGAGAUUUGUUUGCCACUGUUUGGUGUUCUUUUCUGUCAUCUGGAGCUAACUCUCACAAGCAGCCGUCACAUUCGAUCGAGCGGGACAGAUUGAAGAAAACAGGUCAAGUUUGUACAUUUGCAACGUGCUUUGUUCUCAAAGGAUAGAUUCGUAUAUGGUGGUCGGUCAACAAGUUGUCUGAUUUCAGUUACAGGCUUAUCUCUAGGUGGUGAUGGGUUCUAUGUUCCGUAGUGAGGAGGUGUGCCUGGUGCAGCUCUUCCUCCAGUCUGGUUCGGCCUUUAACUGUGUCAGUGAACUGGGAGAACUGGGCCUGGUCGAGUUCAGAGACUUGAACCCCAAUGUCAACUCCUUCCAGAGGAAGUUUGUGGGGGAGGUGAGACGAUGUCAGGAACUGGAGAAAACCUUCACAUUCCUGGAGCAGGAGAUCAAUAGGUCCCUUUUGCCCCCCCUCCAUGGCCCGACCCCCUGCCCGAACCCCUCGGCCCCCCAGCCCAGAGAGUUGCUCACCAUUGAGGAGGAGAGUGAGAAGCUGGCCAGGGAGCUCAAAGAGCUGUCCAGCAACAGAGACGGUCUCAGAGCCCAGCUGAUCCAGCUCAGCCAGUACAAAGGAGUUCUCACCCAGACCCACGCCCUCACCGCCUCACAGGCUCCACCUCCUCUCCGUGAAACACUAGGCAUAUUGGAGCCUAACCGACAGGAUGUCCACCUCCGUUUUGUGGCCGGUGUGGUCCACCCCUGGAAAGUCCCAUCAUUUGAGCGGUUGCUAUGGCGAGCAUGCCGCGGGUACGUCGUCGUGGACUUCAGAGAGAUGGAGGAGCAGCUGGAGCAUCCUGUCACGGGGGAGAUGGUGCAGUGGACAGUGUUCCUCAUAUCCUACUGGGGAGAUCAGAUCGGUCAAAAGGUCAAGAAGAUCUGUGAUUGCUUCCACGCGCAGGUGUUUGAGUAUCCUGACAGCCCCACGGAGAGAGAGGAGAUUCUCCAGGGACUGCAGGGCAGAAUUGAAGACAUCAAAUCAGUCCUCUUUCAGACAGAGCAGUUCCUCCAGCAGAUGUUGGUGCGUACAGUAGCGGUGUUGCCCCAGUGGAAGGUGCGGGUCCAGAAGUCUAAGGCAGUCCAGGCCGUACUGAACCUCUGCAGCCCCUCCGUCACCGACAAGUGUCUGAUCGCUGAAGCCUGGUGUCCCGUCCGCAAGCUGCCCGAGCUGCAGAGCGCCCUGAGGGAAGGAGGGAGGAAGAGUGGCAGCGGGGUGGACUCGUUCUACAACCGCCUCCCCUGCUCCACGCCUCCUCCUACACUGUUUCCCACCAACUCCUUCACUGCAGGCUUCCAGAACAUUGUAGACGCCUACGGAGUGGCCAGUUACCGCGAGGUCAACCCAGCGGUGUACACCAUCAUCACGUUCCCCUUCCUGUUUGCCGUGAUGUUUGGGGACGUGGGUCACGGUCUGCUGAUGUCCCUGGCUGCCCUCUGGAUGGUUCUGGAGGAGAAGGACCCCAAACUCAGGAACAACACUAAUGAGAUCUGGCGGAUGAUGUUUGGAGGACGUUAUCUGAUCCUGUUGAUGGGACUGUUCUCUGUCUACACUGGGGCCAUCUACAAUGAGUGUUUUAGCAGAGGACUCAGCCCCUUCAGCUCCAGCUGGCAUGUAGGACCCAUGUUUGAGAACGGAGAUUGGAAUCCAACAACUGUUAAAGAGAACAACUUCCUGUCCCUGGACCCUAACAUCACUGGGGUUUUUACAGGACCCUAUCCUUUUGGUAUCGACCCGGUCUGGGGUAUGUCCAACAACCACCUGACGUUCCUCAACUCCUACAAGAUGAAGAUGUCUGUCAUUAUCGGGGUCAUCCACAUGACCUUUGGAGUCUGUCUGGCCUUCUUCAACUACAUACACUUUAACCAGUUGAGCAGUGUGUUCCUGGUACUGAUCCCAGAGCUGUUCUUCAUGCUGUGUCUGUUUGGUUACCUGGUCUUCAUGGUCAUCUUCAAGUGGCUGGCCUUCGACACGACCCACUCUAACUCCGCCCCCAGCAUCCUCAUCCACUUCAUAGACAUGUUCCUAUUCGCCGAGAACAAGGACAACCCGCCCCUCUACAGAGGACAGUUGGUGGUGCAGAAGGUCCUGGUGGUACUGGCGCUGUGUUCUGUUCCAGUCCUGCUGCUGGGGAAACCCAUCCAUCAAUACAUCACACACAAGAGGAAGCACCGGCACAUGGCAGGAGACAGACGACCCCUGUUGGCUGAGAACAGUUCCAUCAAUGCUCAUCAGGGAGAGGUGGGGAGUCACAGAGAGGAGAAGGUGGAUUUUGACGCUGCUGAUGCGUUCAUGCACCAGGCCAUCCACACCAUAGAGUACUGUCUAGGCUGCAUCUCCAACACAGCCUCCUACCUACGACUGUGGGCCCUCAGCCUUGCACACGCACAGCUGUCGGAGGUGCUCUGGACGAUGGUGCUGCAUAACGCCCUGACCUGGCAAGGCAACAUGGGAUCUGUGAUCCUGUUUCUAUUCUUCAUCGUCUUCGCGGUGCUGACAGUCUCCGUCCUGCUGGUCAUGGAGGGCCUGUCUGCCUUCCUGCAUGCCCUGCGUCUGCACUGGGUGGAGUUCCAGAAUAAAUUCUACAGUGGAACAGGUUACAAGCUGAACCCUUUCUCCUUCUCUUCCAUAAUCCACGCCUCGUCCGCUCUGUGAUCAUUUAAACGAUCAAUGAAUUAUGAUUGCCAAAUGGUUAUAUUAACUUGCUCUGCACCUAUCACACUGCACACAUUUCAGAAUGAUUGCUGUCUUUUUUGUACACUCUGUGUUUUGUAAAAUGUGUUCAAUGUACAAGAAUACAUUUAGGCCUUUGCACUAUGGUAUGGGGUGUUUAUGUGCCUAUUUCAGCAUGCAUGCUGUGUCAUCAAAAUCAGAAUUUCUUUGUUCCUUCUUUGCGCUGAUCAUGUGGUGGGUCUGUAAAUUCACUCUGGCUGUCUACUCUGAUUUCAGGAAUUUACGAACACGCAACACCCGUUGAAUGACUGGUGUCUGCAAUUUUUUAAAAUUCAAUUGUUGCCAGCAGUACAGUUAGUCACCAAUGCCCUAGAUAACACGAAAAUAGUCUAACCAGCUCUGCUAGGGUGAAUAAAAUGGUCAGAGUUAGGUGUUCUCUCAUUUGUGUUUGGAUGUAGCUAGCAAGCUAGCCACCUUUAGCCAGUUAGCUCGGGUGCUUGACUGCUGUUGUGAGGUCAGAACGCUCGGAUCAACCCUACUCCUCAGCGCACACUGGGCGCUCUGAACACCCCGAGAGCAAAACGCUCUGAAUUCACGAAAGGACAAUCUAACAACGCUCUGAAUUUAUGAAAGCCCAGAGCGCACUCCAGAGUGAAUUUACGAACACACCCUAUGUGUCUCAACUUCCAGUAAUGUACCUUUAGAUAAUAUGUUGUUUAAAUAAUAUAUUAACAGUAAUACAUUCACAACCUCCCUGUUUAUCGUUCAAAGCAUUAUUUGAAAAUGGUUGAAUAACUCAGGAAAUGGGUGCUAUUGACUUUCACACAUGACCGUGAUCUCAAAGUUUAGUAAAGAUAAGGCACACACCAAUUGUCUUAACUCGUCUGUUGUGGUCUUGAAGAGAGUCCACGUAAACAUGAUUUUGCUAUGAUGGUGUAGUAUUAUCUAAAAUAAGGACUCACGACAACGAGGUUCUAGCUCCAGCAUGUUUACUAACCUAGCCCUCGCAUGUCAUACCUCGGUACGGGUAUCCCCAAAGGACAUCCUACUACAGAUGGUAACAUGAACAACCCUUCAUGGUACUCAACACCUCUUUCUUGUGUCAUAUUUGAACACGGUUAAUAAUUAUGGAAAAGGAAACUUGUAAACUCAUGUGUCAUUCACAUUCUGUUUGAUCUGAGUAGAGAACCAUCUGAAUGAAGAUCAAUGUUCUGCCGCAUUCUCUGUAUGAUGGUUCACAUCGUACUGUCUGUCUCUUUGCACUAAUCACUGUGUUUAACUCUAGGGCUGUAAUGAAAUUAAAGACAGUUUUUUUCCUGA
Oncorhynchus tshawytscha (Chinook salmon) is the source of this 4107-nucleotide messenger RNA. Its product is annotated as V-type proton ATPase 116 kDa subunit a3. The transcript has 20 exons. The record is from RefSeq and is a predicted model, not a curated record. Gene Ontology annotation, cellular component: vacuolar proton-transporting V-type ATPase complex; vacuolar proton-transporting V-type ATPase, V0 domain; plasma membrane. Gene Ontology annotation, molecular function: proton-transporting ATPase activity, rotational mechanism; ATPase binding. Bases 295 to 2769 code for a protein of 824 amino acids. NCBI's taxonomy places the organism in Eukaryota, Metazoa, Chordata, Actinopteri, Salmoniformes, Salmonidae. Gene Ontology annotation, biological process: vacuolar acidification; proton transmembrane transport.